AUGACAGGUGAGCUUAUUGAACCACUCUUCAAACACCAUGUCAUUCGGCACGUCGAGUUGCAUGUAUCGAUUCAUGCGGAUGUCCCAGAUGAAGACCGUCCGCAUGCGGUAGAGACGAAGAGUUCCGUUUGGUUGGUGUUCACAGCCAUGCUCAGAACAUGUGUUUUCAGAGAAAGAGCACAGACUACAAUCAUUCUGCCACUUCUCAUUUCCCAAAGCCGACAAGUUCCUUCCUCUCCUCCGGUGUACAUCCAUCGUCCAUUUUUCUGA
Molecule: messenger RNA, 270 nt
Organism: Caenorhabditis remanei
Lineage: Eukaryota; Metazoa; Nematoda; Chromadorea; Rhabditida; Rhabditidae
Exons: 1
Coding region: 1-270 (89 amino acids)
Source: RefSeq, a predicted model, not a curated record